CGAGUUCGGAAGGAGUGACGCCAGACGCAACGUGGGUGGUUCCCCUGUUAGAACUGCAGAACUUUCCUCCUUGCAACGAAAGCAGGAAGGAAAAGGAGGACACAGAUGGAGGGGGACCGGCUCGGCGUACCCCAAAGCACAGAGGACCACUCCCAGCGGAGCAGCAUCUCUUCCGCAGGACCCCGAAACCUGGACGUCCUGGUGUACCUGAUCGAUGACACGGUGGUUCGGCUAACAGUGGACAACCUGCCGUCAGUCACAGCCCACGAGCUCCAUCGGAUUGUCUUGGAAACCCUAAGGUUGCCUGAGGGGGCCCUGGAGUUAUUUUCUCUGUGGCUGGUUUCACCCUUUCUUGAACUGCAGCUGAAGCCCAAACACCAGCCCUACAAGGUCUGCCGUCAGUGGCAGGACCUCCUCUUCCGCUUCACCAGCUGCUCCAAGGAUGAGAUCUUCGAAGAUGAGCCAUCACUGCAAUUCCGAAGGAACAUCUUUUUCCCAAAGAAGAAGGAGGCCCAGAUCCAGGAUGAAGCUGUCCUGCGUCUCUUGUAUGAGAAGCUAAGUACAACAUCCUGGAAGGGCGGGUACCCUUGUGACCUGGCGGACUGCGAGGUGCUGGGAGCCUUGGUUUGGGUGAACUUGGGGCGCUACGAUCCGGAGCAGCACACGCCAGUUUCUUGAACUUUUUCCUCCCACCUCAGAGAGAGGCUGGACUCUUUCCUGCCUUCCCACCUUUGCCGAAGAGGCCACAGACUCCUCUCGUCCCUGUGGAAGCGAGGCAGUGCCCACUCGCCUGCAGACGAACAGGGCCUGCUGCGAGCUUUCCGGGAGUUGCCUGAAGAGGAGGAGGCCUGCGAGGACCGGGCUGCCCUGCGCAAGCUUUACCACUCCUACCUGCAGAAGUGCCACGAACUGCCUCAUUACGGAUGUGCCUUUUUCUAUGGGGAAAUUGACAAGCCCGCCCAGGGCCUGCUGCAUCGGGGAGGGCGCAAGGCGGUAGUGGUUGCCAUCAGCCUGGAGGGCGUCUCCAUCAUCGACAGCAAGGAGAAGCACAUCUUGCUUGGCCUGGCCUUCCAGGAGCUGUCCUGGGACCACACUUUCCCCAACGAGGAAGAGCACAUCCUUUGGCUGGAGUUUGAUGGGGAGAACGAGGGCACGCCCGUCAACAAACUCCUGAAGAUCUACUCCAAGCAGGCUGAACUCAUGAGCGGCCUGAUAGAGUAUUGCAUUGAGCUGAACACGGCUGCCGAGGGGGGAGCUCUGGACCCCAGCGCUGCAUCCUCCUCCUCUGCGUCCCAGAGCCCCCCAACUGGCAGGCGGCACCCCAAGCUCCAGCGGCAGAACAGCGUCCUCUGCAGCCGGAUCCAGCAUCUUUCAACCAUAGACUACGUUGAGGAUGGGAAAGAAAUCAAGAGGGUGAAACCCCGCCGGACUACCUCAUUUUUUGGCCGCCAGUUGUCCAACGCCCCCACCUCCUACUCGGCUGUCCGGGUGGCAGAUAACCUGGAGCAGGGCUGACUGCCUUCAGCAGGUGUCUUUAUUGGGACCAGUCGACUUGGGGCGGAAGGGGGGCAGCUAAGAUGCUGGCAUUCUAACCACCUUCUGGGAUUGGAGCCAAACCCUCCUCCCUCCAAAGUCCCCCCCCCACACACACACCCAGACCAAUACAUCUCAAGUAACUUUUCUCCCCAUUUCUGAGUUUGUUCUCAGUGUGCAGCAGAGGAUCCAGGCAGCUGUUUGUCCUUUGAUGGCUGAGUCCUGCUCUGCUUUCUCUGCAAAUUGGGGGUUCUGCUGAGCAUAUGAGGUUCAGGGCAAGGCAGGGGGAAGAACAUUGGGGACCACUGUCAGAGGGAAAGCCGAGCUCUAAUCUUGCAUCAGAUGUCUGCUUGCCUUGAUCUGCCUCUUAUUCCAGCAGUUGCAUCUUCAGAAACUCUUUUUGCAGACCAGAUACUUGUUUCAUUCAUUUACUUCAAGCCCCACUACAUUUUCCCUGCUCCUUACAGAGAGCCUGGUGACUGGGGAGCUACAGGAGGGGGAACAUUUGAAGGAAGCAGGGCUGGGAGACACCGUUUCAGAUGCAAGUCAGAGCAUGUUUAUUUGCAGAACAGUUUGUCUGCCUGAGAUGCAGCUCCGGUGGGUGAGCUCUGUCCUAACUACACCUCCCCACACCCAGCUACAGCCCCCAAUGUUGGCAUUCUGAAGGGGUUUUUUGUCUGCACAUCUGCACAACUUCUGCAUUCAUCGUAAAUAACACCCCCCCCCAAAAAAAAUAGGUUCCAGUUCCCUUGAAGUAGCCUGAACAUAGCCAUAUGUUGGUACUGCUGCAAGGAAGGAUUUGUGCAACACGAGGGCUCCACACAUUUUAUUUCUUUUUGCCUUUUACAGAAAAUUUAAUUUCACUCCAGAAUUGUAACAGGGAAUGUUAUUAAGCAUUUUACCUUAGCAGGCCGGGAAUAUUCAAAACAAAGGUGUGUUCUGAGAGAUGUGAACUCUAGGGGAGAAAUGUGCCAUCUUUCCUUUUUUAUAUUUGGGUGUUUAGAAAGGCACAAUUGCAUUUGCAGAUAGGGAACAGCUGGAUCGUGAUGUGUGUACACAUACCCCAUCGACACUUUUGGAAGCCUUCCAGAAUUGGGCAAGAAAUUAGUGGUGUUUAGUGCAUCUAUUAACUUUGAACAUUCGUACUCCGUUUGAGGUUGUGCAUUCACUUCUGUACUUGGGAGAAAAAACUAUGUUGAACUGCUGCAAGCAACCUUGAACCCAAAGAACUUUUUUUUGUGGGUGGUGGAGGGUGGAUGUCGUUAAGUCUAGAAAAGCCCUAGUUUUGCCAGUUCAGGGACUGGGAAACUUGUGGCCCUGCAGAUGUUGUUGAGCCAGUGGUCAGUGCUGACGGGAGCUGGUAUUGCACAGAUCUCCUCACCAUUUUCCUUCUCCCUAAGCCCGCAGAGCAUCAGUGAGGGAUGUAUUUGCAGCUGGGUCCUGUCCUGUGAUUGCUCCCCCCUCUGCCAGCAUCUGUGCCUCUAAGGCCACUGCUGCUCUUUGUAACUUGCUCGUAGGGACCUGGGCAUUGACCUAGCCACAGAAAGCACGGUAGGAGAAACCUCAUCUUGCAAACGAAGUUUGGGGAAAGUGCCUUUUUUUAACUUCCAAAGAAUUACUAUGCAACGUGUUUUACACUAAUCUUUAUUUUCAGUGUGUGUUGACUCACUAACUUUGUAUAUAAGGAUCAUUUGUUUGUUGAAAUAAAGAUGUUGGAUCUGAG
Lacerta agilis (Sand lizard) is the source of this 3256-nucleotide messenger RNA. RefSeq names its product FERM domain containing 8 (gene FRMD8). Gene Ontology annotation, biological process: negative regulation of canonical Wnt signaling pathway. Gene Ontology annotation, cellular component: plasma membrane; cytoskeleton. NCBI's taxonomy places the organism in Eukaryota, Metazoa, Chordata, Lepidosauria, Squamata, Lacertidae. The record is from RefSeq and is a predicted model, not a curated record.